AUGGAUGCCCUUUUGGAGAAAGACGCCUAUAAAGGGACGGGCAAUAACGAGUAUGGGGGGCAGGACGUUGUAACGGGGGGUUUAAGCACUGUGCGGAUAAGGGAGGGGAUGCCGCCAGCAGUGGGCGCAGAGAAGGGCGUGCCACGUGGCGUGGUGAUAUUGGUCGUCGUGUUCCUGGACCUGUUUGCAGUUGGCAUGGCCAUGCCACUCGUUACGCCGCUGAUUGUAGAGCUAGAUCCAGGCAUGGCGGCAGUCAGAGCGCUCGUCCUCGCGUGCGUGCUCCUCCUCGUGUCGACGUCCGCCUUGGCGCAGCGUGGUCCGCCUGGCGGAGGUCCUCCUGGCGGUCAGCGCGGAGGCCCUGGCGCCAGUUUCGGCGGACCCGGCGGUCCCGGCGGUCCUGGCGGUCGCGAUGGUCCCGGCGGGCCUGGCGGUCCCGGCGGGCCUGGCGGACCGCGCGGUCCUCCGCUGAACCUCACCGCCGUCGGGAAUCUGACGGCCGAUAUCGGCGCGCAGCUCGCCAACUGCACGGUGGAUCAGAAGACCCUCAACGGCAGCUUCCACCUCGCCGUCUUCAAGAACUCCACCGGAAACUACAAUCUGCUUGUCGAGGCAAUGCUGGUGGACGCGGCGGGCGGUCCGCCCGACUCGCUGGCGAUCGUGAAGGGCGCCGUGUGCGACGCCGCCGCGACGGACGUGCUCGCGCUGCCGCUCGCCGCGGCGGACUGGCAGCAGCGCGCGGGGUGGUGGCUGCUGCACGCGGAGGCGCGCCUCGACGCGUUCCUCGAGAACGCGGACGCCGCCACCCUCGACGCGCUGCUCGCCGUGCUCCCCACCGCCUCGCCUCCGCCCACCAGAAGCGGCGGCGGGCGCAACGGAGGAGGCAGCGCCAACGGCGGCAGCGCGGGGGGCGCGCGGAAUGGGCAGGGCGGGAGGCGCAUGGGGCGGGAGCUGCUGACGCGCGCAUUCGGCCUCGCGGCCAGGCAGGGGGGACAGAAGCAGGGGGGACAGAAGCAGGGGGGGCAGCAGCAGGGGGGGCAGCAGCAGCAGGGGGGAGCGCAGCAGGCGCCUGUAGUGAGCGGGUAUGCUGUGCUGGCGGGCAGCAGCGCAGCAGGUGUGACGUGGGGCGGGCAGCUCAUGGGCGCCAAGAUGCCCGCCGCUGCUGUUUAA
Closterium sp. NIES-65 is the source of this 1167-nucleotide messenger RNA. The record is from the annotation of a GenBank genome assembly. Lineage: Eukaryota; Viridiplantae; Streptophyta; Zygnematophyceae; Desmidiales; Closteriaceae.